This is a messenger RNA of Diatraea saccharalis (sugarcane borer), 1910 nucleotides long. NCBI's taxonomy places the organism in Eukaryota, Metazoa, Arthropoda, Insecta, Lepidoptera, Crambidae. The record is from the annotation of a GenBank genome assembly.
CCUAUGCUCAGCAGUGGGCAUCUUACGGCUGAUUAUGACGAUGAUUAUUGUUUCAGGUACCAUCCGAAUCGGGAACAUGAAUGUAAGGUUUGUCAAAAGAAAGUGAUGGGUUGGUUCGGUCUACAGAAACACAUGGCCAUACAUAACAAGGAUUGUCACCAGUGCGACCUAUGUCCCAAAAGAUUCAAACAUGCACACUCACUCUCAAAACACAGGGACACACAUUUGGAGAAAACGCACGCAUGCGCGGAAUGUCCUAAGAAGUUCGGUUCACAGACUCUACUGAAGAUACACAUGAGGAGCCACGAGAGGGCGCUCAGAGGACGGACCUUCAGAUGUACUUACUGCGGGAAAGGAUUCUACGAGGCUUACACGUUACAGGUAAUUGCUCGUUUUCAUCAGUCGACAUACCAAUACAUACCCCAUACCAACUCCCUGACCCUCCAAUCGCUCUCUCUAUUCCCUUCUCAACUGUCAUCAAUUUUCAAGAGUCAAUUUUACAUAUUUGUGCCUGUUGCCGAAUCUCUAUUGAAGUCAAUAGGGUAUUCCAAGUAAGUAAUUGUUUAUUUUUAUUUGAGUAAGCAAUAGCAAAAAAUUUUCAGAAAACUAACGCUUUUUCUUGCCUUAAAAUUAAAUCUAAACUUUUUUAAAACCACAAAAACACUUUCUGUCAUAUUUAUGACGUAAUUAAGAUACGUUUAAUGGAUUGAAAGAUGUCAUUCAGACAAAAACAGUGCCAUCUAACUAUCUGGUUACAAAAUAAAAAUAUAUAAAUAAAGAACAGCGCCAUCCGGGAAUUUGGUUUAUAAUAAAUAGACAUCAGUUUCCGAUUAAUCUGACAGAUGUCGCUGAAGUAACGUCACACAUGUUUCAAGUUAAUGUUAUAUACAAAUAAAAAAAUUAUAUUUUGAGAUAAUAAGAUAGUCAUGCGAUUUCAUAGGUGAAAAUAAUAAUAUGUAUGUUUGUUUUCAAUGUAGAUUUUAGUUUGUGUAAUUUCAACAAGUCAAGUUUCACUAUUUGUCUUUUUUUUGGGUAUAAAUCUGAUUAUAUUGUUGUUCGAACAGUACCACGAGCGCACGCACAGGAACGAGCGUCCGUUCAAAUGUGAAAUAUGUGAAACAAGUUACGGUACCAACUCGAGCCUCAAGAGACACUUGAAAGUGGUAAGUAGCUUUACGUAUUACAGGCUUUUGUACUUAUAACUAUAUUGGUUUCACUCAUAUAUUGCAAGUUAGACAUAUCUUUCAGUUUCCGAUGAGUUUAAUUGAAAUUCGGAUGUACCUUUUCAGUCUAGUUAUAGUGAACUAGAGUCUAGAGAUCAGUGGAUUUAAACUGGCCCCUGGAAGCAGCCCAACUGGUUUGCGGAGUCCUCUUAAAAUAAUAACUGUAUAAAAAUAAUCCACUUAUUUUAUUUUAUUUAUAGUUACAUUAAUAUAAUUAAGCUUAUUAAUAAACAAGGUUUAGCGUUGUAGUAAAUUUACGCUGACACUUCACUUAGUAUUAGUUAUAAAUCAUAAUAUUAAACGAAGACUUAGCAAAGGUCAACCAAGUAUGAAGUCCUACGGGAGUAAUAUUUACUCCUACAGGGCAGUAGGUUUGCUUAUUCUUUAUAUAAUAUGAAUUUGGACUAAUACUAAAAUUGUAAUUUUAGCGCAAUUUUACUCUGACGCUAAACCUUGACAAAGGAUCAAUGCCCUGCGUUCCGUGAUCAUACAAAAAAUAAUCUGAAAUAACGAAAAGCCCUAAAAUAAAACACACUUAUUACACAUAAAAGUGUUUUUAACACCUUUGCUCGUAAAGCCGAUGUAAUUCCACCGGUUUUAAAUAUGUAAAGCAGGUCAUAAAAAACGCGUGUGUUACCAAAGCCAAUAAUUAAGUUAUAAUCCAUACAAAUUCCAUAACAGUAUUAU